Molecule: messenger RNA, 666 nt
Organism: Nerophis ophidion (straightnose pipefish)
Lineage: Eukaryota; Metazoa; Chordata; Actinopteri; Syngnathiformes; Syngnathidae
Gene: her5
Product: hairy-related 5
Exons: 3
Coding region: 59-637 (192 amino acids)
Biological process (GO): anterior/posterior pattern specification; regulation of transcription by RNA polymerase II; regulation of neurogenesis
Cellular component (GO): nucleus
Molecular function (GO): RNA polymerase II cis-regulatory region sequence-specific DNA binding; DNA-binding transcription factor activity, RNA polymerase II-specific; protein dimerization activity
Source: RefSeq, a predicted model, not a curated record
CUGCAAGGCACACAGAUAAAUGUGCAAUCUGGGCUUCAGGUGAGCUCAGCAGCCCAACAUGAAGCCGUUAACUGCACCAGAGACUUCCAGGCAGAGGGUGAGGAGGGUGACUAAGCCUGUAAUGGAGAAACGCAGGCGGGAGAGGAUCAACCACAAUUUGGAGACUUUGCGCCUGUUGAUGCUGGACACCACCCAGGAUGAGAAAUUAAAGAACCCCAAAGUGGAGAAAGCGGAGAUUCUCGAAAGUGUAGUCCAGUUCUUGAAAGAGAACCGUGCAGUGACGUCAUUGUCCGGCGGCCAGAAGACCACCGGCCCUGGGCAGCAGCACCGUGACUACCGGGCCGGGAUGAGAUCUUGUCUGCGGACAAUCAAACACUUCAUGGCCGCGGAGGACCGGAACGCUGCUGGACGAAAUUCCGUUGGACCUCCCGAGGCUCAGAUGAUUGCGUCGUCCUCAGGACAUGUCCCCCACACAUUUUACCCCCAACAUCCGCAGCAGGGUGGAACCUCUUCUCUGCGGUACCUGCCGCAGGGGGGUGAUAAUCAGUGUGACACCCGGAAACUGUCCUCUCCUUCUGCCUGCGUCCAAAGCCAGGAUCCUGUGUGGAGACCCUGGCUCGCCUACACGUCACAAUAAAUAAUCCACGGAUAUACUUUUUUUUUCUA